This is a messenger RNA of Aphis gossypii (cotton aphid), 2548 nucleotides long. RefSeq lists its product as uncharacterized. The record is from RefSeq and is a predicted model, not a curated record. The transcript is spliced from 4 exons. Lineage: Eukaryota; Metazoa; Arthropoda; Insecta; Hemiptera; Aphididae. The coding region runs from base 1431 to 2510 and encodes 359 amino acids.
AUUUACAAAAGAAUUAAUAGUAUUCGUUAUUCGUUGCAGUGUUUUUAUGUACAAAUUAUUUUUACUGUUUUGCAUUUAUUCAUCAUGCCUUGUUGUGUAGCCAUCGGUUGUUCAAACUCGGACAAAAAAGGAUAUUUGAUGAAACAUUUUCCCAGAGAUCCUAUUAGGAAAAAGCUUUGGGUGGCUCAAAUAAAAAGGGAAAAAUGGACACCAUCACAACACUCUAGUAUAUGUGAGGUGCAUUUUGAAGAAAAUAUGUGGGAGAAGAUUAGGGAAGAUGGAAGUCGCCGUUUAAAGUGUAAUGCUUUUCCAACAUUGUUUUCAUUUACAAAAGUUAUAAAAAAAAGAAAGCCCCCUUUAGAUAGAUCUAAUGUUUCUUUAACAGAAAUAAAUAAUUUGUGUGCCAAUGAAAUUUCAACUGAUUCAAAAACCCUUUUAAAUAAUAAUUCUCACAUAGAAAAUGAAGAAAGCCAAUUUGAUUGCAAUCAAAAUAACAUAGAAAAAUAUAACAAGGCAUGUUCAAAAUUAUGGGUCAAUGCAAAUAAAUAAUACAACAAAAAAGUUAAAAGCAGCUGAAAUGAUCAUACAAAAGCAGCAAAGUAGAUUUUCUUCAAUUUUUAAUAAUGAUCAAAUGAAAGCCUUAUCUAGAAAAUCUACAAUAUUUAUGAAAUGGACUAAUGAAACUGUUAAAAAGGCCCUAAAGCUUAAAUUUGCAUGUGGAAAUAAUGGUUAUAAUGAAAUAUUGUUACAGAAUAUACCUUUACCCUCCCUACGUACAUUACGAAGAAGACUUCAAAAUUUAAAAUUUGAUAGUGGUAUAUUGGAUGAAGUAUAUGAUUUUUUAAAGAUAAAAGUUGAAUCCUUCAAAUGUGAAUAUGAGAGAGAAUGUGUAUUAAUAAUGGAUGAGAUGGCAAUUACACCAGCAUCACUCUAUGACACUUCACUGAAUAAAUAUAUUGGUAUAUCACUUUACCAGACCACGAAGGAGUUGCCACAAAUGUUAUGGUUUUCAUGUUGGGUGGCAUUACUUCUAAAUGGAAACAAACUGUUGGCUAUUAUUUUACUGGAAAAUCUGUUAACGUUUCAAUAGUUUCGGAUAUGGGAAGUUCUAACCAAGCAUUAUGGAGAAAAUUGAAUAUUCAAGCUAAACAGCAUUCUGAAGUUUGCAAUUUCAUACCACAUCCAUAUGAUUUUACUCGAAAAAUUUACAUUGUUCCAGAUCCAGUGUAUCUUUUUAAAAACAUGAAGAAUAUGUUGAUGACUAACAAGGUUUUAACUAUAUCUGAUGAUAUAAAAAAAAAUAUAACUUGCCCAAUCAAGAGAUUAAUGCUCAACAUAUACUAGAUGUAGUUAACUAUCAAAAAAAUUUAAAAUUCCAAUUGGCUCCAAAACUCACCGAACAAGACUUAUUUCCGAAUCAUUUUCAAAAAAUGAAAGUGUCUAAAUCUACUAAUGUUAUAAGCCAUGAUGUCUCUAGUGCAUUAAGGUUUUUAGCUGAAGAACUUCAUAAACCAGAAUACUUGACUACUGCUUGGUACAUUGAAAUUAUUGACAAAUGGUUUAACUUGAUGACAUCAAAAAAUCCAGUAAUGGCACUAAGCAAAUUGAAGCCAUUAGUUUACAAAGAGGCAAUUUCAUUUUUAAAUGAAUUCAUUGAUAUUAUGAGAAAACUAAAAGUUGGAGCAAAGACACUAUGGAAACCUUCUCAAAGUGGAUCAGUUCUUGCUACUACAUCUAUACUACAGAUUCAAGAUAUUUUUUUAAAUGACAGAGGCUUCAAGUUUCUUUUAACAUCACGAAUCACUCAAGAUUGUUUAAAAAAUCUCUUUUGUGUUUUAAGAUCAAAAAAUGUUGUACCAAAUGCAUGGCAGGUAAAAAAUAAUUUAAAACUUAUUACUGUUUCACAGUACUUAAAAGAUGUGUCCAAUAGAAACUGUGAUGAAGAUGAUAGGGAAUUGUUGUCUGGAUUUUUGGAUGUCAUACAAAAACCUAAAGUACGCAAUAAUGUGUCUGAAGUAAAAAUUACUGAUAAUUUAGCUGCUGAGCCACAUGUUCUUUUACUAAAUAAUGGUGAAUUAAAUUCUCUGUAUAAUAUUUGUGGCUAUAUAACACAUAGUAUUAAAAAAAAGUCUAAAUUAUGUAAAAAUUGUUUAAAUUUUGUUGGAUCUAAUUCAAGUACUGAUUAUGAGUUUACAAAAUUAUCUAAGUUAAAACGCUUUAAAAAAGGUUGUUUAUUUUUUUGUAAUAAAAAUACAUUUGAUUUCUUUUUAAAAAUGGAAGGUUCUUUCCAGAAGUUUUUUCCUCAUAUUAAAGACCGAAAUUGUGAUAUUAAGAAGUUUUUAAUACAGCAAAUUAAUAAAAUUCAAUUUUAUAUUCCGGAAUGUCAUAAUCUUAGAAAGUUUAUCAUAAAUAGAUUUGUAAUUUUCAGACUAAAAAUUUCAGGUAAAAAAAAUUCAAAGCUCCUUAACAAAUAUAGUAGCAAGUCAAUUGAUGCACAUGGAAACAAGUGAUUUAUUACAUAUUCUUCUUAUUAUUAUAUAAAUAUAAU